AUGAAAAAGAUGAAAAAUUUUAAUGAAAAAGAUGACAAAUUUAAACUUUCAUCUUUUACUUGGAAUGAUAAUGAUAUAUUUGGUUGUGGAUUAGUUUAUCCUCCAACUAAUAAAUUAGAUGAAGAAUUUCCUUAUGUUUUCUUUACACAAAGUGGAAAACAAAUUGGAAAAGCUAUGUUAGUUAAGGAGAAUUUUGAUUCGUACAACCCUCAUGUUUUGCUAAAAUAUUGUUCAGUUGAAGCAAAUUUUGGAAAUAAUUUGGAAACUAAGCCAUUUAAUUAUGAUAUUUCAAAACAUUUAAUUCUUAAAGAAUUUUAUUAA
Meloidogyne enterolobii is the source of this 321-nucleotide messenger RNA. The record is from the annotation of a GenBank genome assembly. NCBI's taxonomy places the organism in Eukaryota, Metazoa, Nematoda, Chromadorea, Rhabditida, Meloidogynidae.